This is a messenger RNA of Lates calcarifer (barramundi perch), 2861 nucleotides long. It is a transcript of the gene dnaja2b, whose product is annotated as DnaJ heat shock protein family (Hsp40) member A2b. Gene Ontology annotation, cellular component: cytoplasm; cytosol. Gene Ontology annotation, biological process: protein refolding; response to heat. The record is from RefSeq and is a predicted model, not a curated record. Lineage: Eukaryota; Metazoa; Chordata; Actinopteri; Centropomidae. Gene Ontology annotation, molecular function: ATP binding; Hsp70 protein binding.
UCUGGCAACCCUGGACAGCCUCAGCCGGUGAAUCUUGCGUCGGCUCGUCGCUCAGCUGAACCUCCGCAGAAGGUCUUUCUGUGGUAGCCGGUUAGCAUCAUGGCGAACGUUGUGGAUACCAAGCUAUACGACAUCCUUGGAGUUUCACCAUCUGCCUCUGAAAAUGAACUCAAAAAGGCCUACCGCAAACUGGCCAAAGAGUACCAUCCCGACAAGAACCCUGAUGCUGGAGACAAGUUUAAAGAAAUCAGUUUUGCAUAUGAAGUACUGACAAACCCAGAGAAGAAGGAGCUUUAUGAUCGCUAUGGAGAGCAGGGUCUGCGGGAGGGAGGAGGCGGUGGGCCCGGCAUGGAUGAUAUCUUCUCUCACAUUUUCGGUGGAGGAUUGUUUGGGUUCAUGGGGGGACAGGGCAGAGGACGCAAUGGAGGCAGGAGGAGAGGAGAUGAUAUGGUGCACCCUCUGAAAGUUUCUCUUGAAGACCUCUACAAUGGCAAAACCACCAAACUGCAGCUCAGUAAGAACGUGCUGUGCGGUGCCUGUAAUGGUCAGGGGGGUAAGGCAGGAGCAGUGCAGAAGUGUGUGGCAUGUAGAGGACGAGGUAUGAGAAUCAUGAUUAGACAGCUGGCCCCUGGGAUGGUCCAACAGAUGCAGUCAGUCUGCACGGACUGCAACGGAGAGGGUGAGGUUAUAAACGAGAAGGACCGCUGCAGAAAGUGUGAGGGUCAUAAGGUGUGUAAGGAGACCAAGCUUCUGGAGGUGCAUGUGGACAAAGGCAUGAGGCACGGACAGAAGAUCACAUUCUCUGGGGAAGCAGACCAAGCACCAGGAGUCGAACCAGGAGAUAUAGUGCUGGUGCUGCAAGAGAAAGAACAUGAGGAAUUCCGCCGUGAUGGCAGUGACCUUCACAUGGUCCAACGUAUUGGCCUGGUUGAGGCUCUGUGUGGCUUCCAAAUGACUGUCACACACCUGGACGGACGUCAGUUGCUUGUCAAGUACCCACCUGGCAAGGUCAUUGAGCCAGGCUGUAUUCGAAUGGUGAAGGGAGAGGGAAUGCCUCAGUACAGAAACCCAUUUGAGAAAGGAGACCUUUACAUCAAGUUUGACGUCCAGUUCCCUGAAAACAACUGGAUUAGCCCUGAAAAACUGAAUGAACUCGAGUGCUUGCUGCCUGCUCGUGCUGAGAAUCCAGUUAUCGCAGCUGAUGCGGAGGAAGUUGACCUGACAGAUUUUGACAGGAGUCAAGGGUCAGGAGGUGGAGCCAGAAGAGAGGCCUACAAUGAUAGUUCUGAUGAGGAAGGCGGCCAUCAUGGCCCAGGGGUGCAGUGCGCACACCAAUAGAAAGACUCAUACAUAAAGACAUGCACAUACAUAAAAGCAUAAAUACAUGAAAAUUCCUUGAGUCUCAUUGCUAACACCAUUCAAGACUUGACGCACAUACAUGCACAUCUCUCUCCUUUCAGGAUCCCCAUGAAAAAGAGAUAGACACACGUACAUAUACACAUAUACCCACCCUCAGUUCCAUGGUGCCCAUAAGUCAGAAAGAUGCUGGACGUGUGAUCACCAUUUUUGUGUUUAUGGACAGUAGUGCUCAUCAAAGCCUCUGGCAAGAAGGUGUUCUCAUUUGCAGAGGUUCACUGAAUGAACUUGACUCGGACCUCCCUGUUUUCAUCCUAGGCUUUUACCUUUCACUGUGGGAAACACCAGUCUAGUGUAAAAAAUGCAAAUAUUGUUGACUAUCUUGUAUAAGGUGUAGUUUAGUCUCUCACACACAAAUCGCAUGCUGCUUCUUGCUGAAGAUCUUGCACACGUAGAUCCAGGGUUCAAACACCACACCUGUCUAAAUCUCAGUGCGUCACUGCUAUCAAAGUGCCCUGCUGUCAUAAGAGCCAACCUGAUCACAGCCCUAAAAGUGUGUGCUCCGCACAGCCUACUGAGAACCACACGUUCAACCCACCUCAUCCUCUAACAUGAGCUGUCAUAUUUCAAAAAUGGGGCUCACAGGUUCCACUCAGUCCCCAGCUGUCACAUCGCUAGAAUAUUAAAGCCUUUAGUAUAGCAUCUGUCAGCCAGGCGCCAUGUUUUGUUAGUUUGGAAAUCAAACUUUUUUGUCUUUGUUCGUUUGAAUGUUCGUGUGUUCGAGACCACAGAACUUGAACCUAACUUUACUCUUCAUUUGAGAUGAGGACACACUUGUGUACUUUGUAUGUGUGUGUGUAAUGCAGUGGCUCAGUGUGUGGGAGCUGCUGUGGAAUGUUCUGGCUUAUUUGGGUGAUAGAUGUUCCUGCUUUGUGUUGGACUGCAGUGAGUGGACAAUAUAUAGGGUCAAUUAAAGAGGAAAAAAACUGAAUGUUUUUUUGUUGUUGCUGAGAAUCUCUCCCACAUAGACCGUCUUUUUCCCUCUACUCACCAAGACCGAGAGAUUCUCCUCUCAUGCAGGAAAACCACUGGGCCCUCACCAACCCCUCUGUAUUAUACAUUUCUCCCUAUUGUAGAGCUGUUAGCCAAACCUGCGUCCUUUGACAUGUUACAAUAUUUCCAUCCCCAUAUACCUGUAAAUAAAUACAGUCCCAGUCCAUAGGUGCAUUCCAAGUCUACAGCAGUGUCCUUCCUGUUGUCACAACAUUGUUUCUUACACAAGUGAAUUAUGGCCAAUAUAUAAAUGUUAUGUUCAUAUGAAGGAGAGUUGGACAGAACCUCUGUAGACUACUAGCAUGCACCUCUGCGACUCAUUGUGUAUGUAAUUUAGGCCACAGGGGAAUAAUGUAUACACAACUAAAAGGGGUCAUUGAUAAAUGACGUUACUGUUGAUGCUUAUGUUUGUCAAGAUGAUAAUUAAACUGUAUAAUAAACAGUCACUACAA